Molecule: messenger RNA, 537 nt
Organism: Metarhizium robertsii ARSEF 23
Lineage: Eukaryota; Fungi; Ascomycota; Sordariomycetes; Hypocreales; Clavicipitaceae
Exons: 1
Coding region: 1-537 (178 amino acids)
Source: RefSeq, a predicted model, not a curated record
AUGUCCAGAAAUCGGUGGCUUGCGCGAUGGUGGAUGUUUGCGGCCCACCAUCUUCUGCAUUUCUCCUCGUCGGGGCCUGUAGCUCGUGUCUCUGGUGUUUGCUGCGCAGCCUAUCAAGCGCUGGAGACUGAGCCCGAAGCACGCCUAAGCUUUCGCUUCUCCGCAAAUGGAGCGCCUGCCCAGCAUCCUGGAGCUGAGGUCCUGGACAUCUGGAGUAAUCCUGGAGCGUCGCCACGGUCUGGUACCAUGGUCUGGUACCAUGGUCCGGCCGUUUCCAUCGUUUGGAUCCGCACCGUCUAUGGGCAUGCGAACACGGUCGAGAUCAUCUCCAGGCGAUCCUUCAGCCCCCUUGCGUUGUGUGCUCGUCAGCCUGUGACUGCCAGAAACGAGAACAUGUUUUUUGCUCUGGCUUGGUCAUGCUGCCCAGCCAAUGCAACCAAGUCUCAGAUACGGCCGGGCUCGCCUUUGGAUGGCUGGUCCACCCACGAGGUUUGGCAUGUUCAUGUGGACUGUGUGGGCGGCAUUGAGAUGGCCUAG